Messenger RNA from Trichosurus vulpecula (common brushtail), 5212 nucleotides. RefSeq names its product ATP-binding cassette sub-family A member 3-like. The transcript is spliced from 30 exons. The record is from RefSeq and is a predicted model, not a curated record. Bases 8 to 5092 code for a protein of 1694 amino acids. Gene Ontology annotation, cellular component: intracellular membrane-bounded organelle; membrane. NCBI's taxonomy places the organism in Eukaryota, Metazoa, Chordata, Mammalia, Diprotodontia, Phalangeridae. Gene Ontology annotation, molecular function: ATP hydrolysis activity; ABC-type transporter activity; ATP binding. Gene Ontology annotation, biological process: transmembrane transport; lipid transport.
UAAAAGCAUGGGGAGAUUCCACAAGUUCACAAUUCUUCUGUGGAAGAAUUUUAUUAUGAUGAAGCGGGUUUGGUACCCUAUAGUCAUGGAGCUUGCUCUGUCAUUGGUGUGCACUUCAUUUAUUUUGAUUCUUCGUUCUGUUUCCUAUGAAGUUUCUUUUAACUCUUAUAAUUACCCUGUUCUGCACAUCAAUAAACUUCCCACAUAUUUUGAAAGCAGCCGAAUGAACAACACAUUGGAACUGGUUUACGUGCCUUCCACAAGUGAUGCAGUGAAGACUGUCAUUGACAACAUGCAAAAAACUUUGGGUACUGCUAUGAGAGUUCGAGGCUUUCUUUCCGAAUUUGAUUUUGAAGAUUACAUCAAGAUUGAUAGUAAAUCAUCUAAGGUACUGGCUGCUAUUGUUUUUCAUCAUAACUUUGGUGACAUUGAAGACUCUCUUCCCCUUCAGGUUAGCUACUCCCUACGAUUCAGUCCUGCUCAAAGGAAUUCCUUUGAAAUGAUGCCAAGUGAAGAUAAGGAAGGUUGGCUGACAGAUAAUCUUUUUCCACCUAUAUCACAAAGAAGACCCAGAAAUUACCUAUCAAAGGAUGGGGGACAGCCUGGGUAUUUCGUUGAAGGUUUCCUGGCUGUACAGCAUGCUGUGGAUAAAGCCAUAAUACAGUACCAUAGAAGAAAUACUGUGAAAGACAAGUCUAAUAUCACUCCUCUUGUUUUUGUAAAGAGAUUUCCACUCCCAUCUAUGAUUAUUGAUGACUUCUACAAUAUUCUCCACUUAAUUUUUCCCUUUUCAAUUUUAUUAGUUUUCUCUACUACUGUAAUCAAUGCAGUCCAUUCUGUUGUGUCAGAAAAGCAAAACAAUUCCAAGGAAUAUCUUCGCAUUAUGGGACUUAGUAAUUUUUUGCUCUGGAGUUCUUAUUUUUUUGUAUUCUUCAUGCAUUUUCUUCUCAUUGUCCUUUUCCUGAUUGUGCUCCUCUUUGCCAAGAUUGUACACCUGCCAGUAAUCCGCUACAGUGAUAUGUCUUUGGUGUUUGUCUUUCUGAUGUGUUUCGCCAUUGUUUCCAUAAUCUUCAGCUUCAUGCUCAGCACAUUCUUCAGCAAAACAAAAAUGAUCUCUUCUGUAGGAUUUUUGGUCUAUUUCAUAUCCUACCUCCCACAUAUUUUCGUCCAAAGUAAAUACAAGCAAUUGGCUCUCAGCCAAAAGCUGCUUUCCUGUCUCUUUUCAAAUGUUGCAAUGAAUUUGGGGAUUAAACUACUCAUCAAAUCUGAAAUUAAAGGGACUGGGCUUCAUUGGGAAGGACUUAGGCAGCCAGUUACCACUGAUGAUGAUUUAUGCUUUGAAUAUAUAUUGGAAAUGCUAUUGUUUGACUCUUUUAUCUAUGCCAUGGUGACCUGGUAUAUGGAAGCUGUUUUUCCGGGGCAAUAUGGAAUCCCCCAGCCCUGGAAUUUUUUCUUGAAGCCCUCCCACUGGUUUGGGACUUCAAAAUGUAUCACAGCUGUAGAGGACAACUUCAAAGAAGAUCUAAAAAAUGAAUAUAUUGAGAAUGAGCCUAUAGGAUUAGUGCCUGGGAUCCAGAUAAGACACCUGUGCAAGGUAUUCACCAAAGGGUACACUACCAAAACAGCAGUAAAAGACCUGACUCUGAACUUCUUUGAGGGACAGGUCAGUGUCCUCCUAGGACAUAAUGGAGCAGGGAAAACCACCAUCCUGUCAAUGCUCACAGGUAUGUUUCCUCCAACAAGUGGAGAGGCAUAUAUCUAUGGAUAUGCAGUUUCAAAGAACAUUGUUCAGAUUCGGAAGAGCUUGGGUUUUUGUCCCCAGUAUGAUAUUUUAUUUGAUUACAUGACAGUAUCUGAGCACCUUUACUUCUAUGCUCAGCUGAAAGGAUUGACUAAGCAGGAAUGCCAUAAGGAAAUAGUUGAUAUUUUAAACACUUUGAAUUUGGGAGAAAAGCAUAAUACACUCUCAAAGUCACUGAGUAGAGGAACGAAGCGCAAGCUCUCCAUUUGCAUUGCACUCAUAGGAAACUCCAAGGUGGUUAUUCUGGAUGAGCCAACAUCUGGCAUGGACCCCAUCUCAAGGAGGGUCACCUGGAAUCUCAUUCAGCAGUGCAAAAGAGGGUGCACCAUCCUGCUGACCACCCACUACAUGGAUGAAGCUGACCUCCUGGGUGACCGCAUUGCCAUCAUGGCCAACGGGACUCUGCAAUGCUGUGGUUCUUCACUCUUCCUCAAGCAGAAAUAUGGUGCUGGAUACCACAUGAUCAUAGUAAAGAAUUCUAACUGUAAGGUUGAAAAGAUUUCCCAUAUUGUUCAUCAAUUUGUACCAAGUGCUACUUUGGAGAGCAACUCUGAAGCUGAAUUAUCUUUUAUGCUGCCCAAAGAAAGUACAAAGAGGUUUGAAGCUUUGUUUACUGAACUAGAAAGGGAAGAAAAAGAGCUGGGAAUUGCGAGCUAUGGAAUUUCUGUCACUACAAUGGAAGAAGUCUUCUUAAGGGUUGGCGAACUGGUUGAUUUAAAGAUGGAUCUUCAGGACUUCCAGAAGCUUUCUUCUUUAUCAGACCAGCAAGCAGAGAACAAAGAAGAAAUUGUACAUGGUGGGGGAAAGGAAUCGAAUUACCUUUUUAACACCUUACCCAUGCAUGAUCUCUCUAGUAUGACAUUCAACACUGGGUGUACUCUUUACUGCCAGCAGUUCUAUGCCAUGUUUGUAAAAAAGGCUGUGUACAGUUGGCGCCACUGGAAGAUGACCUUGAUAUACAUAUUGGUACCUCUCCUGUAUGUUUCCUUACUGCUCGGUAUCUUUCGCUCUCCAGUUCUUAAGGAUGACCCAGCCUUGAAUUUGGUUUUGAGUUCAUAUGGUAAAACCAUUGUGCCCUUUUCUAUCUCUGGAAAUUCAUCUGUGACCCAGGAAAUUUUAAAAUACAUUAAAGCUGUGUUGACAGAUAAGGGACAGAUCCUCAAAGAAGUAAAAGGUAACCUAGAAGAGUUCCUGGGGGAAAGUAGAAGCUGUGUUGAACACUGUAUAGUUGCGUUUUCCAUUGAAGUCAAUAAAUCCACUAUUGUUGCCACUGCUCUGUUCAACAAUCAGGCAUACCAUUCACCUGCAACAUCCCUAGCAGUGGUGGAUAAUAUCCUAUUUAUGUUAUUUUGUGGCCCCAAAGCCUCUCUUGAAGUCUUCAACAAACCUCAGCCUCACAGAGCCACCGACUCUCCAAAAGAAUCUUUAGGUUUUUCUCAUGGAUAUGAGAUUGCCUUUAUUUUAAUAUUUGGCAUAGCUACCUUGCCAAGUAGUUUUUCUCAACAACCAGUCACUGAAAGAGUCAUUGGAGCAAAGCACAUCCAGUUUGUGAGUGGUGUGUAUGUCCUAAGUUUCUGGUUGUCUGCAUUGAUAUGGGAUAUCAUCAGCUUCUUUAUUCUCUAUUUACUUUUGCUGGGAUUAUUCAGAGCCCAUGAUUUGAAAUAUUUUUUUGAAGACAUAUACUCUUUGAAUGUCUUACUUAUAUUCAUGUUAUAUGGAUGGUCCAUCAUUCCCCUCACGUACCUGAUGAGUUUCUUCUUCUCACGAGGUCCAAGUGCAGAAUUCGGCCUUUUCCUAUUCAAUAUAUUUUCUGGAUUGGUCAGCAUGCCCAUUGUCUUCAUGAUAGACAACAAAGUGUUCGAUUUGGGAGUUUACUCAGAAAUUGUGACCAAUUCGUUCCUGCUGCUUCCCAGUUAUACUUUCGGGAUGUCUGUCCAAGGAUUUUUUGAAAAUUUCAAGGCCAAGAAGUUCUGUGCCAUUUCUCAGUCCAUUAAUUGCCAAGGUAAGUGUGCUGAGACUAAUUUCUAUUCAUGGAACGGUGAUGGGAUUGGAAAGUUUCUGGUUGCCAUGGCUGCCUCAGGCUUCUUUUAUCUCCUCUUGCUUUGUUUGAUUGAAAUAUAUGUUUGGAAACUAAGAAACCAUUGCACUCACUUCCUUUUCUCUGGUUACCUGAUGUGGCAACAUAUACGUAAGGAUCUAGGGUUGAGCCAGAAAAAGGAGCAGAGAUUUGAAGUACCAGAGAUUUCUGAAGAUGAAGAUGUGGCAAAUGAGAAGAAGAAAAUCCGAGAAUACCCUUCAGAGAGGCUGUUAUCUUUGGACAGACCACUAAUUAUUAAGAAUCUCCUAAAGGUGUAUUUUAAGUGGUUACCUUUCCUGGCUGUGGAUAGACUCUGUCUAGAAGUCCAAAAAAUGGAGUGCUUUGGACUACUUGGCUUGAAUGGAGCAGGGAAAACCACCACCUUCAAAAUGUUGACUGGAGAUGAGACUAUCACCUCUGGGGAUGCUUUCGUUGAAAACUACAGUGUCUACAAGGAUCUCAGAAAGGUGAGAAAUAGAAUCAGCUACUGUCCACAGGUUGAUGCUCUACUGGACUACAUGACAUCAAGGGAAAUGUUAACCAUGUAUGCUAGACUUUGGGGCAUCCCUGAGUCUUAUAUCAACCAAUAUGUGAAGGAAAUGCUGCAGUUGCUACUCUUGGAUGAAUAUGCAGAUAAAAUCACAAUGAACUACAGUUGUGGCACUAAGAAGAAGCUGAGUACUGGUAUUGCCCUACUUGGAAAUCCAUCAGUCAUCUUCCUGGAUGAACCAUCCAGUGGCAUGGAUCCUGUGGCCAGACGUCUAUUUUGGAACAUGAUAAUACAGACCCGUCAAUCUGGGAAGGCCAUUGUCAUAACUUCCCAUAGCAUGGAGGAGUGCAAGGCAUUAUGCACUAGAAUGGCCAUCAUGGUGAAGGGGAGAUUUCAGUGUCUAGGAAGUCUACAGCAUCUCAAGAACAAGUUUAGCAAGGGAUACACCUUAUUAGCCAAGAUUAAGAGUGAUCAUCAGGCGUCUGUGCUGGAAUAUUUUAAGAAAUUCAUCAAGGAGACCUUCCCAGGCAGCACCCUGUUAUUCCGGAAUCAAAGAAUGGUCCGAUUCUGCAUUCCCAUUGAGAAUCUCAGCUGGUCAAAGGUAUUUGGUAUCUUGGAGAAUGCCAAAGAAGAAUUCGAUUUGGAAGACUAUUCCAUCAGUCAGGCCACACUGGAGCAAGUAUUCCUGCAUAUUGCCAAUGCAGAGAUGAUAGCUAAUGAAUAAAGAAAAAGUAUCCACAUAUCCACAGCUGCUGCCUAUAUCUGCUGCAGAGAUGGAAAACAAUUCUACAUUUGUUUCUUGAUAUACAAAUAUAAUAAAGAGUAAUUUUCCUCUUUGAGUGUC